Messenger RNA from Fusarium pseudograminearum CS3096, 618 nucleotides. RefSeq lists its product as uncharacterized. The record is from RefSeq and is a predicted model, not a curated record. Lineage: Eukaryota; Fungi; Ascomycota; Sordariomycetes; Hypocreales; Nectriaceae. Bases 1 to 618 code for a protein of 205 amino acids. The transcript is spliced from 3 exons.
AUGGAACCUCGAUAUGAUCUCACAAUCAAUCUCGACGAAAAGUGGCGUAAGCAGUGGUCUGCCGUCCCUAACAUGAUGCUCUUCCUCGCCAUGGACGUGUCAAACGGUGGCAAAGAUUCAUACCACAACCUCAUCGCAUACGUCAGUGAUAUCGCAGCCAGCACCCAAAUCUCCUGGACUGAUAAUUACGCCAUGACUGGCGUCACCAAUCAUGACACUGGCUCGUUGAAAUACACCACAACUACACCGAUUGUGGGGGUCAAGUUCGGCGACAAGAUAAACGUUGACGAAAUAUCUUUCAUCAUACCUUCACCCAACAAGGAUGCUCCCACAGAUGGCUUCCUUUUCAAGAACAAGAUCGAGUGCUCUGCUGUUUUGUACCGGGAGAUCAACGGUGAAUUGGAACAAAUCUACACUAGCCACGGCGGGGACAUGUCACCGGACUCCUCCGAGGUGAUCAUUCCCCAGAAGAAGGUGUAUGUGUGGUUUUCUGAUGAUAUCACGUCUACUACUGUGGAUGGAAGGAUGGCACAAGCGGAGGUUCUCGAUUUUGAUUUUGAUGACUAUGGUGAGAUGACAUUUACCUUUAAUGAUGCCGGUGUUUGGAUAAAGUCUUGA